GACUACCUGCCACCAACGACUGUCCUCCUUAGCCCUUUCUCCUCAACUUCAUCAGCCUCCUCAGGCCAAGGAGUUUUCCCCCUGCAGCUGAGAGGCCACACGCCGACACAGCCACCUCCUCCCUGGGAAACAUCAGCGCUGGAACAGACCAAAUUCCAGCCUUUCUCCCAGCCCAGAGGUAUGACCGAGAGUAUGACAUGGUCGUGUGGAUCAAAUCCACCCCUCUUCCCACUGGAGACACCCACAGCAGCCCAAGUCCUGUUUGGAAGUCCAGAACCACAUGUAACAGAGGCAAGACUUCACGCGAGACACAAGGUCAGCCUUUCUCUAAACCAGUCACAAAACAUGGACUUCACCCUGAACCAGUCAGUAACCGAGCAACAGCCUGAGGACGACGUCUUCAAGGUCUUCAGUUGUGAUGACAGUGGAAAAGAUGCUUUUCAGUUCAGAAAGAUUUACCUCAAAGACGGAACACCAGUCAAAUCCUCCGCACCGCAAACUGUCCCAGAGUCACAGUUCAUGGAAAUGGAGCACUGCAGCUGCAGUGACGCAAACUUUUUGUGUCCUGGACACAACACAGACCCAGAGAACGGCUGUGGAUAUUCACCAAGUUACUCUUGUGGAGGACGUUCCUUCAUUUCAGACUCGCAGGAUGUAGAAAAAUACUGCCCACUACGUCUCCAGGCGUCUGACUCCCAGUCUGGACCUCACACCCCUCUUACACGAUACACUGAUGAGAAGGUUACAGAGAAUCCGACUUGUCCAGAUAAGCCCUCAGGAAGUGACAUUCUACAGACGGAAAGCAGCACGACUCAGUUUGGUUUGGAUCUUUGCAAAUGCAAUAAACCAUCUGCUCAAACUCGAGAUGCAGGAACUCAAACUGCGGGCGACCCCGUUGCUGAGAGACGCGACGCCUCCACUCAGUGCAGCUUCAUCGCAGACUGUGCGGCCAGCGUCCCGCUGGUCAACUUUCCGCCCGUUGUCAAGUCAAUACUGCCUCCAGCCACCGGGAGGCAGAUGAACACUACUGCAGAAACAAGUGCACACACAGCCUCAGCUGCCAGCAGGGGGAAGCAGACACCCGGGAGCAAGAUGAAGCCCAAGGCUGGUUCCCUACCAGGCAACAGCAUUACACACACACUCUCUGCCAGCAACUGUGAUGGCAACAUAUUCCUACAGACGUCCAAACUCCAGUUUCCAGGUAAGAAGAAUAAAGUGGGCAGAGACGAGAGAGAGCUACAGCCAACAGGCCCCGUGAUAAAAGAGACAAAAGAGAGCUCGGAGGAAGUGAGGGACGAGGUCACGUCUCCCAGCUUGGUCAACAGAGCAGCAGACGAGACUGGAACACUGCAGGAAAUAGCUGAUAUUUUGCUCCUGCUCAAGCAGAGGAGGAAUUAGAGUUUAUGUAGAUGAACAGGUGGAAGCUUGAUGGAAGGAAGGAGGCAGCGGGGGUUUAAAAAUGUCUGUUCGAUGCAUGUUCUUUUUUUAAAUACAAUUUAUAGCAUUGUAAGCACUUAAGCGCCUUAAAAUAUUUAGUGUUUGUGCUUUAAUCUGUGACAUAGACGCCGUGAAAUAAAAAGCCCCAAAGCAAGCCUUUCUCUGAUUCACAACUUUAUUUCUUUCUCCAUAUACAUAUUCAAGUGUUAAGAUUUCAUAGAGAUAUUUAUAUUUUAUCCAAUAUAAACUCUAGCAAAACAUUUACAGCUUGAACAAUAGUCUGAUAAACUAUACAGCAAUACUAGUUGUUUGUAGUUCCGUGUAAACUGUAGAAACACAUGUAGAGUUGGCUGCGACCAUUUUCAUCACAAGUACACAUUUACAUGUCCUCAGUGUUAACAUAAGUGGAGGUUUAACGCACAAAGUCGAAAAACUGCUCCCUCAUUUUGUUUUUCACUUGAAAUUGAAGCAUUUGUCACUAUUGUGAUGUAAAAUGUUGGAUUUCUCUUGAAGAUACAGCCCCCCCUUUUCCCCCCAUAGCUACAAAUCAAAUGUAAAUUACAUAAUUACUAAUUAAAAAAAUAUUACUUUUCAUAGUUAUUGUUUAAAAUGUUUCCAUGUAGGUUGAGAGUGAAGUCAAAGACACAUUAUGUCCUGCUUUGGAAAGUCAAUCGGCAUUUGAUUUGUACAUAAUGGGCUGAAUAUGGUCCUGCUCGAGGGUUUUACAGAGAAAUCUGUUUUUCCGUUUGGGAAAGAAACAGUUUUCAGGUUUCUGUACGUGUGUUUACUAGUGUAAUAGUUAUUGUUAUCGUAUUGAGGAUUCUAGUAAU
Molecule: messenger RNA, 2267 nt
Organism: Solea senegalensis (Senegalese sole)
Lineage: Eukaryota; Metazoa; Chordata; Actinopteri; Pleuronectiformes; Soleidae
Exons: 10
Coding region: 181-1398 (405 amino acids)
Source: RefSeq, a predicted model, not a curated record